UUGUUAUUUUAUCAUGUAGGCUACUCAUUGACACUCUUCUAGACAUUUUUUUGAUAUGGUUUAAAAGUAAAGUACAUAAAUAAAAACAGCGCUAGGUCAAAGAUGGAACAAAUUAUAUCAGGAAUAUUUCUUUCUGAUCAUUCUACAAAGGAGAAAAAGAAACUGUUUCAAGUUGUUCUGACCUCUGUGAAAAGCAAAACUGAAUCUUUAACACAAGAGCAGCAGAUUCGAAUUUUUGAAAACUGUUUUAAUUUUUUUCUCAGUGGAGAUGAAUUUCACAGCAGAUAUGCUGGCAAUAUUAUCACGGAAUAUUUACCUUUUUGUAAAGAAGCAUUGGAUACUAUGAUGAGUGGAAAAAAAGCGGAGGAAAUUGUAAUUUCUGAUGAUAAUCAAAAUACGCAGAAAAAUGCCAGAACUUUAAUGCGGCGCGUGAAAUUAACUAAUAUUUUACUAACUGGUACGCUACCGGAGUCAAAAUCUCAUCGGCAUUUUGUUUUAAUUAUGAAGAGUGAAGUUUUACGACUGAUGUACGAUAGCAAGGAGCAUGUCAGCUUUGCUGAGAUCUGCCGACUUCUUAUAAAGCACCCCACUUGUAUGCCUCCAAUGAACAGAAAUUUUCCUAUGUGUACUUUAUCAAUUCACGCUAUGAGUGACUUUGUCUUAUUACAAGAAGAUGUGAAAAACAUAAACAACUAUAUCCAAGAUGUGCGUGAUGUGGCAUUGUUAUUGAACCAUAUUUGGACAAAAGCUCCAAACCUCCUAUUUCCGUCACUAAAAGAAGUUUUUGAUAUUCUGUCAAAUAGUAACAUCACUGCUGAACCUUCAAAUGCAUUAGGUUGCUUGGUGGAGCUCAUACCAUGUGAAGUAAUUGAUCAAGCUGUGAAACAAAUCACACAAGACAUGACAGUCCAGGACACCAAUAUGUAUCUAGCACUUAACCGUAUGGUUUCUUGGCUUGGCUGGCCAACAGCACAGAAAACUCAUCUUUGGAUUUUAUCUUUUUUUAAACACUUAGCGGAACUAAAUAAGUUUCAAAUGCUGAUAGAUGUCACUCUAAAAUCAAUUGGAAAAGUUGUAGCUUGUAUAAGACUUCCUCAUGUUCGACCGUCAGCAGUUGCUGUGCUUGUUCAUAUGUUAAUGAGUUGCCAACUUUCACCUGAUGCAUUUCAUAUUGUAGUUUCACAAAUUCCAAAGCUUUUACAGUUUUUAGAAGGCGAAAAUAAACCACAAGAAAAUGAAACAUAUAUUAAACAACUUGCCAACUUAUGCUACUGUAUGAUGCAUCUACAUUCUGGUUUUCCAGAUUUAUAUGAUCCACUUAUUCAUGCAAUAAGUAAACACCCCAAACCAAGUGAAGAAGAAAUCAAUGGGGUUUUAAAAUGCCCGACGUGGUCCGCUUCUUACGUUUCCACGUACCAUUAUUCAUAUCAAGUCGCACGACGCUCGACCGAGACCAACAUGGCAGGCCUCGUAAACAUGGGCAACACAUGUUUUAUGAACAGCAUUAUACAAGCAUUGUACAUGGCAGAAGAGUUUCGUCAAUUGGUACUUGUAAAAUCGCGUGAAUUCCCUACUACCUCAAUAUCAAGAUAUCUUGAAAAAACUUUCGCUUUUCUUUUGAAAACGAAACGUGAAGCCUUCCAACCAACGGAGAUGGUCGAACAUUCAAAACCUUCAUGGUUUUCCCAUGGCGCUCAACAGGAUUGUUCUGAGUAUGUUAAAUAUUUGCUAGAAGCAUUGAAUGAGGAAUUCAAGGAACACUCGAAAGGGACUAAAGAUUCUGUUGCACAAGCUGGAACAUCUGCAACAGAAAGCCCAGCAGCUAAAGUGCAGAAACAAAGCAAAGAAAUAUCAAUAUCUGAGUUUUUCCAUGGAAGAGUUAAAACUUUAAUAAAAUGUUCAACUUGUAAAUUCGUUUCAACAAGAGAAGAAGAAUUUCUUGACCUUGCGUUACCCCUAAAUAAAGCCUAUGAAAGGGAAACACCCUCAACUGGGUCAGGGGGUUGCGAGUUGGGGUUAAAACCGGAAGCUUCAAACCCCCAACCCAGCACCUCUAAUCAGGGGCGAGAAAAUACAGGUUCACCCAUGGAUACUGAAGGAGCUACACCAUUUGUGGGUGGUGAAGAUUGUACUGUGCAUGGUAGGGCUAUACAGGUGGAGGAAUCAAUAGAAGAAAACACAGAAGAAGAUGUUAUCUCAAGGAAUCAUGAUCUGGAUGAUCUUAUUCAUCAAAAUCUUGUGGAUGAAACCUUGGACGGAAGUAAUAAAUAUAAAUGCCCAAUAUGUGAUGAUUUAAGAAAAGCACAAAAGAAAACUGUCUUUACAAAAUUACCUGUUUAUUUGAUGAUUACUUUGAUGAGAUUUACCUACAAUACAAAACUGCAGAGAAGAACUAAAAUUAUGGAUCAUGUUAAUAUACCACAAGAAAUUGAAAUACCUCUCUCUAAUGAUAAUACUGAAGGAUAUCAAAAAUAUAAACUUUGGGCAGUAGUCGUGCAUUCUGGCACCUCAGCAGAAAGCGGGCAUUACUAUUGUUAUGGUCGUAAAAUCUACAAAGAAUCAGAACGUUGGUAUCUUUUCAAUGACAGUCAUGUUUCUUUUGCCCCCUUUAGCAGUAUAAAGAAUUUGACCGGGCGGUAUGCUGUAGAUACGCCAUAUAUGUUAAUGUACGCUCGCUGUGAUAGAAUAGCUCCUACAGAAGGGGUAGAAGUUGUAAGCGAAGUUCUAUCAGCGGUAAUUGAAGAUGAUAAUAAUAAAUUUGAAAAGGAGCAAAAAUUAGCAUCUGAGCGAGCUACAGCUUCUUCUAUUUCCAAUAUUCUCGGCUGGAACAAUGAUAAUGACCCACCACCCCCCUCGUGUGGUGGUGGUGACGGUACAGGCAUAGGUGGAAAUCGUCUCGUAUUUUAGUGUUGCCUACUGCGCAUGUGUUUCACAAAAAAGAAAAGAAAAUAUUAGCAACCAAUUUAUUUUUUUUACUUUGCUUCUAUUUAUUGCUUAUACUGAAAGACCUACAAGCUGCAAAUGUGCGAUACUUUUAUAAAAAUUACCAAGUGUGUAUCGAGUAUUGAGCCAAAUCUGGCCUAAAUCCAGGUUCUUAUCAAGGACCUCACCUAUAUAAAAUAUAAUGGAAGAUAUUACCAAGCUUAUUUAACCUAAUCUAAGUGUAUUUCUAUUACAUUUUCGGUAAUUUAAUUUGAAUAAUUUUUAACGUAUUUACGAAAAGUUCUAUUUAAUCAAUGUAAGGCAAUAAAAAAGUUCAAUUCAAUUUUAAAAAGAUUUGCUUUGAUUCGAUUUUAUUUUUCUUUGCUGCUCCAUUGCAGAUAAAUUAUUUCACUUUUUAACAUGAUGUUACCCACCAUAUAUGAUAAAUAUUGUUUGUCAAAAACAUAAAAGGUCUGUAUUG
Molecule: messenger RNA, 3403 nt
Organism: Ciona intestinalis (vase tunicate)
Lineage: Eukaryota; Metazoa; Chordata; Ascidiacea; Phlebobranchia; Cionidae
Source: RefSeq, a predicted model, not a curated record